AUGUACGUGAGCCCGCUCCUGGACAAGGACAGCACCAUGUACCCAGGGGCUGCCCGGGCCGCCAACACCCUGCCAGGGCAGGGCUUCGUGUCCGCCCCCCCCUACCCCGAGUACAUGGGCUACCACCCCGUGCCAGCCCUGGACACCCACGGGCAGCCGCCGGGGCCCUGGGGCUCCCACUUUGGCCCGCAGAGGGAGGACUGGAACGCGUACGGGCCGGGCCCCUCCGGCGCCGCCACCGCCCAGCUCAGCGCCUCGUCCCCCGCGCAGGGCUCCUACAGCCCUGCCGAGUACAGCGCCCUGCAGCCCGGGGCCAACCCUCCCGCAGAGCCCAACAGUGCCCAGCACAUCUCCCCCAGCAGCCACAGGCACAGCUCCUACGAGUGGAUGAGGAAAACCGGGCAAGCCAACCCCACCGGCAAAACAAGAACAAAAGAAAAGUACCGAGUUGUUUACACAGACCAUCAGAGACUGGAAUUAGAGAAGGAAUUUCACUGCAACAGAUACAUCACAAUCAGGAGAAAGUCAGAACUGGCAGCAAACCUGGGACUAUCGGAAAGACAGGUGAAGAUCUGGUUCCAGAACCGGCGGGCGAAGGAGAGGAAGCUGCUCAAGAAGAAGCUGUCGCAGUUUGACGGCAGCGGGGGCUCUGCCCAGAGCGACUCGGGCUCGCUGAGCCCCAACGACCUGCCCAGCUCCCUGUUCCCGCCCCCACACGCCAUCAGCGGAUUGCAGCCCAGUGACAUUCACCAGGUCAUGGUCUCAGAAUGA
Molecule: messenger RNA, 771 nt
Organism: Myiozetetes cayanensis
Lineage: Eukaryota; Metazoa; Chordata; Aves; Passeriformes; Tyrannidae
Gene: CDX4
Product: caudal type homeobox 4
Exons: 3
Coding region: 1-771 (256 amino acids)
Biological process (GO): embryo development; cell differentiation; regulation of transcription by RNA polymerase II
Cellular component (GO): nucleus
Molecular function (GO): RNA polymerase II transcription regulatory region sequence-specific DNA binding; DNA-binding transcription factor activity, RNA polymerase II-specific
Source: RefSeq, a predicted model, not a curated record